AUGUCGGUUAGAAAAAGACUAUUUAAAUUAUGUGACGAAUUAUUCGAAAGAAAAGACGAAAAUACAAAAGAAAGUGCUUUAUUAUUCCAAAAUAAUGAUCUAUCCACAUCUAUCUGGUAUCUUUAUCAAAUAAAUAUUAAUGAAAAUAUGCAAAAUAAUAAUGAAUUAGGUUUUAUUGUUCCAUCAGAAUUAAUUGAAUUACCGACAUUUAAUGAUGGAUUAUCAAAAAUAAAAAUUCUGUUUAGAAAACAAAUUAAUUAUUUUGAAAAUAAAAAUUUAUUUGAACAAUUUUCAAGACAUAUUUUUGAAAAUGUUUUUGAUAAUACAACGUUAGAAUUUAAUAUUCAAUCUUCAUCUUUUAAAUUACUUAUAUGUUUAUUAACAGGCAAGUACUAA
This is a messenger RNA of Rotaria sp. Silwood2, 396 nucleotides long. NCBI's taxonomy places the organism in Eukaryota, Metazoa, Rotifera, Eurotatoria, Philodinida, Philodinidae. The record is from the annotation of a GenBank genome assembly.